ACGUGGCGCACUGGGUUUGCAGGAAAAACAACACAGAGAUCGAACUGGCCAAGACCCGCAUCGAGCUGAUGCACAUCAACAGCCAACUAAUGGAGGCCAUCCAGCAGAAGGUGGAACUCUCCCAGCAGCUGGAACAAUGGCAGGUGGACAUGCAGUCCCUGCUGGAUGAGCGUGUCCAAAAGCAACUGCGGAGCCAGGAGGCCGAGGACCGCCGAAGAAAGGCACAGGCAGCUGCUGCCAAUGGUGCCUCCGCGUCGCCGCAGCAGAAGACGCCCAGCAAGGGGGGCAAGCUGUUUGGACUGUGGAAGAAACAGCAGACCCCUCAGACGCCCCAGUGAGCCCCCCCCCCUUUGGGACUCUGUGUGCUGUGCCCCACAACUCCUCUCUCCCCUGCCUCAUGAACUUACCACAGAAGUGCCAGUAUACUGCGGUCUCCAGUGUCCGCUGCCAUUCAAGAGAUCUUGAAACCCACUUCCUUCCCCUAAUCGGGGAAGAGACUGGAAAAACCUUGAGCAUACAUUUAUCAUCUCAUCAAUGUCAUCGUCGCGUCGAUGUUGUGCGCAGACACUUUUUCUGUGUUGCUCUUGUGUUGUGCACGCUGACGUGAGAAUUAGGAUAUUGUUGUUGGCUGUCAAGUGCGUUAGUGCGUGUUGCACAUUUUAGCACUCCUUACUGAUGCAGACCUUCUCUCCUUUCUGGUGCUCUGCAAGCAGACUUGUGUGAUGUCGCCUAUAUACUGUCUCGUUGUCGAGUGAGAGAUUAUUAUACCACGGGAAAGACUUCUGAGCAUUCAGUCAGUGGGUUUUAUCCCUAAUUGCACAUUUUAUUUAUGUGCAAAAAAAUUGUUCAGGCAGCAAUACUGAAAUGUACGAUUUACGAAGAGUAUAAUAUAUGCACUAGCUGUAGUAUCGCUGUUUUAUGAUUCAGAUAUGAAUGCAACCUUGGGUAAAAUGUGUAUGAGCGAACAAUCAUGCAAUGUUUUCCGAUGAUGCCUUACUUCGGAGGAAUACACUCGUUGAGCAGUUUUAACUUAUUUGCAAUUAUUUUAGCACUUCUGUUGCUACUGCUCUUAUCUGGUACUGAUUGCCAAUUAGCACAGCUGUAAUAUAAUUUAAGUAUCCUUGGUUGUGACGCUUACACAAUUCAAUACUGCCACAAACUGCAAAUGAUUUGCUACCUUGCAGAGCCUAUUUCAACAUUAAAAUUUCUUUGUUUCUUUGGUUUCUGCAACAUGGUCGCAGACCAUUCCAGAGUGAUUUCAAUAGUGCUUCGUUUUUAUUUACAGAAAACAUUGGGUAUACUUUCCAAGAACUUUGUAUGCUUUGUGGUCAGUUAUCAGAUUAUUUUCAAACGCAGCAGUUUCGAGUCUCUUAAGCGCAGGUUAAGCGCGACACUUAUAGAAACGCGCAAUGUGUAUUCGCUUUUUCAUGCCUACAACAAUCCUUUUUCUAGCACACCGAAUUGCAGUGUACUGCAGAAUCCCUAGGAUAUAUACGAGUCAUCGUUGUCGCUAUAGCGUAUUUACAUAACGUUGCCAGGCCUUGGUUUAACCAAAGGGUCCUUACAGGUGCCAGUGCACUUGUUGAUCUUUUGAUGGCACAUGCUGUUGAUAUUUACAAUGUACAUAUUUAAAUGAUAGUUGCAACUUUUCAAGGACAUCAAUCUCUUUUCAAGAUCUGUAUGUAAAUACGGCGUUCUGUUCGAAGCUUUAUUAAUAAGAAACACUUUGCAGAGGCAACUAGAGUGUCUGAUGCUUGGCUACAAAGGUGUGCACGCAGUUCUCUUUCAGAGACAGUGUGGGCUUUGUUCGACCACUUUAAGCUAGUAUGCAGUAAAGUUUGUGCAUGUAGUUCUUAUUCACCGAAGCCAUAAACAUUUUCCUGGCAGUUUGCACCAAGUCUCUUGUGGCCCAAGAAUCAUGUGCCUCUUACGUGCAAAGAUGUGCUGACCGAGGUUGAGUAUGUGUAAUGGGAUGUAUGCCCAUCGCCCACAACCGCGCACCUGCAAUGUGCGGCACAUGCACAAGGGGGACCAGCUAUUGCCCUCAAAAAAACACUUCAACAUAGGCAUCCUUCCAGCAGAAUUUCCAUUCAAGUGGGUAGGCAUCGUACAACCACGAAAAUUUCACAUCUAGCCACAAUUGCUAAAGUUAAGUGAAGGUAGGCGUUUUUCAUAGGCAGUUUAGAAGUCUUGUAGAUUGUUCCUUUGGCUGUUGAAUUUCAUCGCUUCAAGAGUUUGUGUUUAACAAUUGCUGUUCAAGCUACUGGCAUUUUAAACUCUUGCCACCUUGCAUGGAGCAACUGUUCUCGUAAACAGAAAAUUGUUAUUCUGUACCAUACGCCACCAGUUCUCACUAGCAAUAAAUUCAAGGCAUGUGAGCAGAAAAAAAAAAACCUUCACUGUGCAGAGCCCUGCUAGACAUUUCAUUUAAGAAGUGCAUUCUCCGUUUUCAAACAUCCAUUAGCGCAUUUAGAUCCAGUCUACCUUUGAUAAUAGCAUGAAUGUGUAGCAAAAACGUCUUUUUUUUUCUGCAGCAUUUUGUCAUUAGAAUGACAUGCUUUUACUAGCUUGACAAUUUUCUUGCGUUUCUGUGAAUUUUUCAUUGUCGGUUUCUGUUUCUCGCGUCACAAGACAGUGCACAAAUUCAUCAUCGAGUACAGUUUGCAGCAGCUUUCCUGGCUGCAAAAGCGAUCUUGUGCCCAUAUUUCUCCUGCAACUUUAGCUUGAGAGCCUGUCGUUUCCCAGCUUCAGAAACCCCUGCUUCCCUUACACGAGCUUUUGUACAACUGUACAUACAGUCUACUGUGUGAUGCCUUCGUGCGUUUAUGAAGGCGUAACUUGUGUUUGUUUUAUCUAAGUCAGUGAAAGGAUAACAUGCUGAUAGAGGCCUUUAUUUUGUAUGUACAAUAUGACAAAGAUUCCACAAUGCAGCGUGGCUUUUGUGCACAUAGAAAUCUGCAAAUCAAAUAGCUAUAGAGAGGACAAAUCCUGAUCAAAUGCCAAAAGGUACUGAAAUGGCAGCUUGGAGCAAGCAUUAGGUAAACAUUCGUAAAGCAAUAACAAAUUGUUUUUGUUGACCAGAUGGGAAACAAGCGAUGCUGCAGAUGUACUAUUAAGUGUAUCUGCUCAAGGACUGGGCUGAUUUUCGGUACCGCCCACAAGAGCACCAGGCGUUCAGACCCACAAGUGUAGAAAACAAGGUAAAACGCCUGCGUCACUUAAGGAAAUUUUAAAUGCUCACUUUGAGCUGAGAAUAUAAUUCUUUUUUUUUUGAAAAUUGGUUUAAAAUUUAAAAGAGCAAAUUCAAUUUAGAAAGGGUGAAGAAGGGCCCCAACUACAUCGAAAUAAGCCUUAAAAUGUUAAAAAAAAAAAUGUUUGUCUGAGCUCCUAACUGUGGUAAAGUUGCAAAUAACCGCAGCUCCCAAAUACUAUGACUUUUUAAUGACCAACCAUGACCUAGUGCUGCUGCUACAGUCAGCGCUAUGGUCAUGUUGAACUCACUGCUGAUCGGGCCGUGUGAGCAAACAACCAAAUUCCGAGUUAAUCUUGCAUAUGUUGAAAUAUGUGCGUGCACAUGAUUGCAAAAUAAAGUGUGCACUGUUGUGAAAUAAAAGAUGUCACAUUCAUGUUUGCAUGGCGAGAA
Molecule: messenger RNA, 3643 nt
Organism: Dermacentor albipictus
Lineage: Eukaryota; Metazoa; Arthropoda; Arachnida; Ixodida; Ixodidae
Source: RefSeq, a predicted model, not a curated record